GUUCUCUUGCCGUCACUCCCAAGGCCGCAACGACAUUUGUCUCGCAGAUCGCGCAACACACAAGCAACACAUGGUGAGGGGUGACGAUAUCGGACGGCUAUCACCGGUCAUCUUUCAUAACAAGACGGCAUGGAAACUCUGAGCACGCGAUACGAGCUGACUGCUGACAGUAAGGAAUGACCCUCACCGCAAAAAUUGCUCCUUCGGCAUUGGAGGGAUGGGAUCUGGCCCAAGGCAAGUGCAUCCGAGAUCCUAGUCAUAAGGGAUCGCCCUGUUCUCUUUCUUCCAGAGUGUCUCUUCCUCGCUGCGGGGUGCGGGAGGCGACAUGCCGUUGAUGUGCCACAGUUGGGGCUGGAUAAAUGAUCGGCAAAGCAUUGGCAAUCGGCCAAAGAGAUGGCUUACGUCGGCAUCUUCGACCCCGAUCUCCCAGUCUACACCGCGCCCAGCGGUAUAGGGCUUGAGCGUUUCCUCAUACCUCGCCAUGAAUUCACGCUUACGCGUGAUUCUGAUGGAGUGCUUGAGCCCGUGCCUGCUGUAUCAGACCGGAGGAACAACGCACCCGGCAUCUCCAACGGGGAACGUGCGUGCGACAUGUUCGACUUGGAUGCGGACCAUGUUGUCGGCGCGUUUGGUCUCGGCACCGACGAAGAAGUUGCCUUGAUCGAGUUCGAUGAAAGAAACGACGACAUAGAACGCCGGGAGUGAUACUGGCGGGGCUGUGUAGAGCGCCGUGAUAUCCUGAGCGAGUGCCGCCUUCUCGGCAUCCGAAUAGAGCCCUUUGGGAGUGUAGAAUCGGUGGAAAGGCAUCGUUGUUGAAGUCUCAGUCUGGAUCGCAAUGGGGCAGUUGAACUGUGCAAAAUCAUACCAUUAGCUCUUCUUAUAUACAUACUCGCACAACGCCACGUAAGUCCCCGAGGGUCC
Molecule: messenger RNA, 921 nt
Organism: Mycena citricolor
Lineage: Eukaryota; Fungi; Basidiomycota; Agaricomycetes; Agaricales; Mycenaceae
Source: the annotation of a GenBank genome assembly